UGGCUAUAUUCUACCAUGAGCUCCAGAGCCCCCAUGUUUUCUUAAGGGAAAGUUUUAUUCCACCCACUAUGGUUCAGUCAGCUUCCUUAUUGAUGAAUGAAUCUAUUGGUGUCAACUAUUUCAACAUCAUGGAUAACCUCUUGUACGUUGUCCUACAAGGAGAAGAGCCCAUUGAAAUACGCUCAAGCGUUUCCAUUCAUUUAGCCCUCACUGUGACGUUUUCAGUCUUAGAAAAAGACUGGGAAAUAGUGACCCUUAAAAGAUUAACUGACUUCUUACAGAUUGACCAAAACCAAAUAAGGUUUAUUCAUAAGAUGCCUGGCAACGAAGGGACCUUAAAGGCCAUUGCUGACAGUAGAGCAAAACGAAAGCGCAAUUGCCCAACUGUGACUUGUACCAGUUACUAUAGAAAGGUUGGUCAACGUAGACCUCUCAUGAUGGAAAUGAACUCACACAGCGUUUCAUCACCAACAACUAUGGAAACUAUCUCAAAGGUGAUUGUCAUUGUAAUUGGUGAUUUGCCAACAGUAAGGAGCACUGGAAUAAUUCCAACUUUAUCAAGUAACAAGCUACAGAACUUGGCUCACCAAGUCAUCACUGCUCAACAGACUGGAGUACUAGAGAAUGUUCUGAAUAUGACUAUUGGGGCCUUACUGGUGACUCAGUCAAAGGGAGUCACUGGCUAUGGAAAUACAAGCAAUUUUAAAACUGGAAACUUAAUAUACAUUCGGCCCUAUGCUCUUUCCAUCCUAGUCCAGCCUUCAGAUGGAGAAGUGGGGAAAGAGCUUUCUGUGCAGCCACAGCUUGUUUUUGUGGACAAACAGAAUCGAAGAGUGGAGUCCUUGGGGUCCCCCUCAGAGCCUUGGACCAUUUCAGCUUCCCUGGAAGGGACAUCAGAUUCAGUGCUAAAAGGGUGUACCCAGGCAGAAACUCAAGAUGGUUAUGUUGUUUUCUCCAAUUUGGCAAUCUUGAUCUCUGGGUCAGACUGGCGCUUUAUUUUUACUGUCACUUCCCCUCCAGGAGCCAACUUUACGGCUCGAUCCAGGUCAUUUGCUGUCUUGCCCAUGAUUAGGAAGGAGAAGUCAACCCUCAUCCUGGCUGCUUCCCUGUGCUCUGUGGUCUCAUGGCUGGCUCUGAGCUGUCUGGUGUGCUGUUGGUUUAAGAAAAGCAAAAGUAGAAAAAUAAAAUCUGAAGAGACUUUGGAAUCACAGAUUAAUGUUCAAAAGACUCAUAUCCACAUCUCAUCUAAACGCCAAGGAUCAGAAGUAGGAACUGAAAAAGAAAAUACUGUGGUGGCAGAAGAGAUGAGGAUGAAGGUGACAAUGGGCAAACUGACCCAGCUGCCCCACCAGUCAGUGAAUGGGGUGUCCAGAAGGAAGGUCAACCGCCAUGCUGCCCGAGAGGAAGAGGCUUCUUUGCCUGCUUCCGGUGUCACCAGCAUCACAUCCCAUGGGCACACCUGUGCUCCAGGUGCUUCUGCUCAGCAGGAGCACCUUCAGGAGACUGGAAACUGGAAGGAGGCCGAAGAACAAUUGCUCAGAUACCAGCUGGCAGGCCAAGACCAGCUGCUACCGCUGUGCCCAGACCUCAGACAAGAGAGGCAGCAGGUGCCAGGGCAGAGUCAGCUGAGCAAAGGAAGUAGCAGCUUGGGACUCUCCCAAGAGAAGGCGGCUUCCUGUGGGGCCACUGAGGCAUUCUGCCUUCAUUCAGUAAGACCAGAAACUAUUCAGGAGCAGCUGUGA
Messenger RNA from Carlito syrichta (Philippine tarsier), 1742 nucleotides. RefSeq names its product fibrocystin-like. The record is from RefSeq and is a predicted model, not a curated record. The coding region runs from base 69 to 1742 and encodes 557 amino acids. Lineage: Eukaryota; Metazoa; Chordata; Mammalia; Primates; Tarsiidae. The transcript has 7 exons.